AUGUGCAACAACAAUGCUGUUCACUUCGGUGGAAAGCGGAUUUCUGUGGUAAGGAAGUGGGAACAGGGGGUGGCAGUGUCGGGGGUCUGGGGGAACAUGGGCUUGAGUGGGGGGUGCCUCAGAAAGAGCAAGAUGGCGGAUGUUUCUCUCUUGGUGUGACCGGUGGCAGUAGUAUCGAUCAGCAAUGCCGCACAGACUUUUGCGCGCCGAAAUAUGCAUGCGACAGCUUUAACCUAACCACUUCGGUGGAAAGCGGAUUUCUGUUCGAUACGGUGUCAGGGGUACCAGGGAAGACGGGGCCGAGUGUUGUUUGAUUCCGGGUGGAUGAGGUCGGGGUUUUGUGCGUUUUUCUCCAUCUAAGGUUCGUGCCUAGAGUUCAGCUGUAGUCUAGUGUUUCAACCAAAGUUUUGUUGACUUAGAGGCAAACAUUCCUAGCUACCGGGCAUCGAGUUAAUUUGGCGGCAUGACGGCCUUUACGAUCGACUUUUUGUGUAUGUCUGCAAUUAUCUGCGAUUGUCGGAGGGCAAAC
Messenger RNA from Ectocarpus sp. CCAP 1310/34, 529 nucleotides. NCBI's taxonomy places the organism in Eukaryota, Phaeophyceae, Ectocarpales, Ectocarpaceae. The record is from the annotation of a GenBank genome assembly.